AUAGAGACACGCUAUAUAUGCUUAGCCAAGCAGUUUAUUCCCAGGACAGGUGGGGCGAGCGUGCCCUUGUCAGGUCCUGGACUGGUCCAGAUAUACCUUUGCUUUUACCCAUCAUUACCCGGGCCAGGAUCUAAAAGCACCAUGACCCCGAAAGGGAUAGUAAGUUAAGUAGGGACUCUUCGUAUAAGCCUGUGACCUAGUAACAUAUUUUUUAUAGUUUGUGUACAAGACAAAGUCAAAUUCAAGAGAAAGAAAAGUCAUAUUCAAAAGAGUCAUGAUGACUGGAAAAGAGACAAAAUAUUAAUUCCCACACAACUUUGCAUAAUUGAAAAUGUUUUCUUUAUUAAUAUGUUUCUUUUUGAAAGGUAUAUUACCCCAUAGAUUUCUUAAUUUCAGUGGGACUUCAUGUUUAAAUAAAGGUUAAUAAAAUAAAUAAAAAUUCAGGUUGGAGUGAUUUGCUUCAACAUUAAUUCCUCUAUAGGUCAGAAAAAAAUAUAUGUUUUAAUUAAAUUCUUUCUUAGAAGUGCUUCAUAAACUUUAUUAGAACUAAAGUGUUUUUUUUGUUUUGUUUUUUAUUUAAGUAUAUGAUUUUAUUCAGCUUAUUUACAAAGUGAUUUUCGUUUCUGUCUCUGUCAGAGUGUGAAAAGAUGCUGCUUUUCCUGCUCCUGGUGUUCCUGCCCACCGUUCCCAUAGAAACAGAGGUGGUGGAGACUUUGGCCGACUGUCCCGGUUUCUUUGUUGAAGAGAAACCACCAGAGAUCCCAAACAUCUUAGUGGGGGGAAACAUCCGAGACCAGAACCGUUACAAAGUCAUCUGCCAAACCUUUGAAGAUAUAAGAAGAUUUCUGACGCUGUACGAUACAGACAACAAGAUUCCAGUUUUUUCUGCGUAUCGCUUCACAGGAGCAGAAAAAGGAAGACCAAAUGAACCCUGGAAAAUAGAACCUCAGCUCGAGGACGACAUAAACAUGAGAUCGCUUCGACAGUCAGACACACUGAGAAACCAGGCCACUGACAGUGAUUAUAGCAAUAACAAGAGGUACCAUAAAGGUCAUUUAUAUCCAAACUCUCAUGCACCAGACUGGGAUGCUAAACGCUCAACGUUCACUCUGACAAAUGCUGUGCCUCAAGUAGGAACUUUCAAUGGUGGUAAGUGGGCUCAAGUGGAAAAACGGACCAAAUGUUACAUGGAAAACAACUGCAUCAAUGCAAGCGGUAAGAUUGAAGCCUUUGUGGUGACUGGAGCAGAACCGGGUAAUGAGACACUCAACAACAAGAUCAACAUCACAUCCAAGAUGUGGUCGGCUUUCUGCUGUCAUAACAGUAGAGAUGAUGUGUGGUAUUCUAAAGCAUACUGGGGAGACAAUGUGCCUAACAGUAAUUGGAGAGAAAGUUCUUAUGAAGAAAUGAAGGCUACUUUUGGCAUAAAGAUUUUUCCUGAAAAGUGUUCUUUCUUAAAUAAUGUGGAUUCCAGUAGAACACAUCCUUGUGAGAAAGAAUAUCCAUUCCAGUCUGAAAUCACAACCGACACUGCCCCUCCCAGCACCACAGACCAUUCAAGUCCAGCAGAAAAGACGACUUGUCCUCCAAACUCAACACCAGCGUCUCCCAUGACGCCAAAAACGACCACCACUCUAGCAGCAGCCACAAAGACGACUCAACCGACCAGCAUCACCUCUAGAUAUACAUCUGUUAUAAACGAGGAAGACUGUGAAGACGAUGAGGAAACGAACAGGAAGAGGUGUAGGAGUUGGGGUUGAAGGAGAUGGGGUCAAUUAUUAACGUGAUCUUCAAGAUUUUAAAGUGGGUUAUGAUGGAUUGGAGGCUUUUUCAAUAGGAACUUCAAUGGUAAAACCUUUCAUUAGCUGUAUUUAACAUCAUUUUCUAAUGACAACAUUUACUUUAAAAUCAUGAAUAGGAACAAACAACUCACAGGUUGACUUUUAAAAACACAGCAAUGGAUGUCAACAAUACUUCAUUGAUCCAUCGCUGUUUUAUAAAAUAAAUCAAAAACUGAUUUCUGAUAAAUGAGAGAUUGUUUUUUCUUUUGCAUUGUUGAGUUUCCAUUAGAGAAAUUUAGUAUCACAAAUCCAAUUUGUGCAAUUUCAUAGUGAAUGGAAGCACAGCUAUUGUUUUUAUUGUAUUUAGCCCAUUGAUUUACUUAUAGCUACAUUUUAUAUAAAGUAUCUAUAAUCUUCAAUAUUCUAGAAUAAUAAACUGUAAAAUUACAAAUGUUUCUAAUGUUGAUUUUAUGGCAAAGUUGUAAUUUUUCAUUGAAAAACUUGUUCCUUGUGUGUUCUUUGAUUUGAUUUCCUCAGACGUUUGUCAGAACUGUUUUCUUUGUUUAAAGGUGGAAUGAGACAUACGGCUUCAGUUAACAUGAAGGCUUUACAUGUUUGAUUUUAAUUUUAUCUUUUUUCCUUAUUACUACUGCUUUUAUGUUUUAAAAAAAAUCUAUAAAAAUUUUAAGAAAGAAGUUUGUUUUUUCUCAUCUUCAUGUUUGGACUGG
Molecule: messenger RNA, 2509 nt
Organism: Oryzias melastigma (Indian medaka)
Lineage: Eukaryota; Metazoa; Chordata; Actinopteri; Beloniformes; Adrianichthyidae
Exons: 3
Coding region: 648-1760 (370 amino acids)
Molecular function (GO): metal ion binding; hydrolase activity; nucleic acid binding
Source: RefSeq, a predicted model, not a curated record